Molecule: messenger RNA, 3276 nt
Organism: Nematostella vectensis (starlet sea anemone)
Lineage: Eukaryota; Metazoa; Cnidaria; Anthozoa; Actiniaria; Edwardsiidae
Product: DNA repair and recombination protein RAD54-like
Exons: 26
Coding region: 203-2443 (746 amino acids)
Biological process (GO): reciprocal meiotic recombination; double-strand break repair via synthesis-dependent strand annealing
Cellular component (GO): nucleus
Molecular function (GO): DNA translocase activity; ATP-dependent chromatin remodeler activity; ATP binding
Source: RefSeq, a predicted model, not a curated record
CCUCAAAGAUUGAGAAAGACUGGAACUAGUGUCACACAAGAUGGCGACCGUGUUUCCGUUUUAGGCGCGAGAUUUGAGGUUUGAUAGAUGAUAAGGAUUACAAAACGGCAUACUUCUAACUUGCUCUGUUAGUUUCCGCUUGUGUUUUUGUGUAUCUUUGAGUGCAGUUACAAAUGGACUGAUAAUAUAGUCUACUCGCACGAUGAGAAGAUCAUGUGCACCAAGUCAGUUAAUGAAAAGAAAGCAAAAUGAUGAAGAUGCAUGCAGCAACAGCAGACCAAGACAGAAAAUCAAGUUGGAAGCCGAGCCACCCUCCAGCCAGUUCUUGUCGCCUUACAGAAAGCCCCUAUCACCUCUGCCAAGCCAUGCAAAUGGGGGCACAUCAGGGAAGAUCUCAGCCCAUGAGGCACUCAUCCGCAGUUUAUUGUCAAAGCCGUUCAAAGUUCCAAUCCCAAACUACAAAGGAUCAUCAUUAAGUAGGGGACUGGGUCUGAGAAGAAAGGGUCCCCGGCGCUCCCUGCACGACCCAUAUGAAGAAGAUGCCCUUGUGUUAUAUGAACCUCCACCACUAACUGCUCAACAGCAGCUUUCCAUGGACAUUGAAAAGCAAGAAGUUCAUGUGGUUGUAGAUCCAUUGUUAUGCAAAGUCCUGAGACCUCAUCAAAGAGAGGGAGUCAAGUUUUUGUACGACUGUACAACAGGAGCUAGAAUACAAGGAAGCUACGGCUGCAUCAUGGCAGAUGAAAUGGGCCUUGGGAAGACACUCCAAUGCAUCACACUCGUUUGGACAUUAUUGCGCCAAGGACCAAGUGCACAACCAAUCGUCAGCAAAGUCAUCAUUGUCGCACCCUCCAGUCUUGUAAAGAAUUGGUACAAUGAGCUCAGCAAGUGGCUGGGAAAUCGAAUUAAUGCCUUGGCCAUAGACUCUGGCAGCAAAGAUGAGAUUGACAGAAACCUUGAGCGCUAUAUGUCACAGCAAGGUAGCCGUACCCCAACACCUGUGCUCAUUAUAUCGUAUGAGACAUUUCGCCUCCAUGCGGCUGCCUUGCACAAUGGCUCAGUUGGUCUUGUUAUCUGUGAUGAGGGUCACCGGCUGAAGAAUCUAGAGAGUCAAACUUACCAAGCUCUGAACAAGCUGAACGCUACCCGACGUGUUCUCCUGUCAGGUACACCUAUUCAGAAUGACCUACUUGAGUAUUUCAGCCUGGUUCAUUUUGUCAACCAAGGAAUACUAGGAACUGUAUCCGAGUUCAAGCGUAAGUUCGAGACGCCGAUUUUACGCGGACGAGAUGCAGAUGCGACAGAUGCUGAGCACAAAAAAGGCAUCGAGCGACUUACAGAGUUGGCUUCGCUUGUGAACAAGUGCAUCAUCCGACGUACAGCGGUAAUUUUAUCAAAGUACUUACCCAUCAAAGUGGAGCAAGUGGUUUGCUGCCGCCUAACACCUCUCCAGACGGCCAUUUACAAGCGCCUUAUCCACUCUAAAGCCCUCAAGAUUAAGUUAGCUGAAGGAUCAAAAGGCAAACCUGGCGGAGUGAGCACCUCUUCAUUGGGCUUCAUCACGAGCCUCAAGAAACUGUGCAAUCACCCUGAGCUGAUCUACGAGAAAGCACAGAUGGAAGACGAAGGCUUUGAGGGAGUACUUGAGAUGUUCCCACAAAAGUUCGACCUAAAAAAUGUGCAGCCUGAACUAUCAGGCAAGAUGCAAGUGUUAGACUACAUAUUGGCCGUCACCAAGGCAACAAGCGACGAUAAAGUAGUGCUUGUAUCAAACUACACGCAGACACUAGACCUGUUUGAGAAACUUUGCAGACAAAGAAGGUACCAGCAUGUUCGCCUGGAUGGGAGCAUGUCCAUCAAGAAGAGACAAAAGAUAGUGGACCGAUUCAACGACCCAAAGGGCGGGGAUUUUAUCUUUAUGCUGAGUAGUAAAGCUGGUGGAUGUGGUUUGAACUUGAUCGGCGCCAAUCGACUUGUCAUGUUUGACCCUGAUUGGAACCCCGCUAACGACGACCAGGCCAUGGCUCGCGUAUGGCGCGACGGACAGAAGAAAAAGGUGUUUAUUUAUCGUCUUCUUUCGACGGGUACGAUAGAGGAGAAGAUUUUCCAGAGGCAGGCGCACAAGAAGGCCCUCAGCAGCUGCGUCGUCGAUGAGGAAGAGAACGUGGAAAAGCACUUUUCGGUGGAGCAGCUAAGAGACCUAUUCAGGCUCAACGAGGAGACCCUUAGUGACACGCACGACAAAUUCAAAUGUCGACGGUGUGUGAACAACAUCCAGGCGCACCCUCCCCCUCAAGGGACGGAUUGUACGGCUAACCUAUCUCUGUGGAAUCACUGUGCGAGCAGCAAAGGACUGGAGGACACAUUCCUCAAGGGGGCGUGGAGCAGCGGUAUUAGCUUCGUGUUCCACCAGAAGUCACACGAGAAGCAGCUAGGGUUGUAACUUCAGAGUAACGGCAUCAGUCCUGGGUAGCACUAAAAUAUUGUUACAAGCCGCGUUCUGGCUGCAAUUGCUCGGUUAAGGACCAGAUAUAAAUGAAAAAUAAAAGCAUGACUCUGGAACACGCCCCAUGAUUUCCAUUUAUUUGAGACGUCGCUCGAAUAGAUUUUCCACUUACCUCUGUCACGCCAGGCAAGUAUCAGUGAAGGUGGCUGAAGCAGGAAAAUGCAAAACGAUUACCAAAGACCAAGAGCACUACAUGCGAUGUCUCGCUGAAUACAGCAGGGGUUCAACGUAUAGACUAUCUUAUCCAUGUCUCUCGCAGGCGAGACGCCCGAUGCGCUACAGAAAGUCUGGGCAAAUGCUGAGCUAGCCAAAGAGGUUUCUGUUCUUAGCGUUGGUGGCUGCGUGGGAGCCGUACAUAUCCCAUUUCUAUCUGCAAAGGCCAAACACUUUUGUACACCUGAUAAGAAAGCGACUAUUUAUACCACUGUUUUCAGGAUUUCAAGAAAACAGCGACCAGAGAGAGAAUCGGCGCUACUUUGGAGUUUAUCAGAAGUGUGUCUGAAAGCGGUGACAAGUGAAGAUUGCGAAUAAAGAAUCGAUUUCAACUGUUUACCAUCUACAAAUACCAUACACACUAAAAUGGAAUAUUUGUAGACAGAUUUUCCGGCAACCGUCCCUAGUUUAGCUCAGGCAGCAAAUAAAACCGUUGUUGGCACCAAAAAAACCUUGGAUGGCGUCAGUUUAUAACAGCAUAAUUGAACAAAAAGAAAUAUUUUUGUGAGGGGGAUGUCUGUAAAAAGAAAAGUAUCAAAUAAACGAUGAGAUAAAAA